AUGAGAUUAUGUGCCAUGCAGAUAUUCGAAGAGUACAGGAAAAUUUACGACUUUGGGAACAACUGGAAAUUCGAGGAGUAUGCAAAAGUCAAAAAGCCCACGACGAGAGAGAUACGCCGUGACAUGCACAAGCAGAGGCAAUGGAGGAAUGACCUGGAGAAAAUGAAAAUAUCUCAGGUCGUUGGAUGCAUAUAUGUGGAGUCCAAAACUCUAAGGAACAAUCUGAUGCCCAUUGCUUUGAAUACUUUGGAGAGCAUCAAAGGCCUCCUUCUGGAUAUGGCGCGAGACUCUUGCCUGUCGCUGCUUCAAGAUGUACAGGAGCGAAUUGCGCUGCUUCAAUCGCGCCCUUCCAUCCUGGAUGAUUACGUCAGCUACCAGGUACUUCACAAGAGGCAGUUGAGCGACAAGAAGUCCGUAUUGGACAAUGGAGGGCAGGUGGAUGACAUGUACGAAAUGCUGGCCAUAUACGAGCAGAAGGUCCCAACGGCAGACCAGGUCAAGCACGACGACCUCCGCGAAGCCCUCGUGAACUUCGUGGAAGAGCUGAGAACCGGGAAGGAGUUCCUAGCAGAUCACAAGGCGUCGCAAAUAGACACACUGACGACCAAUGUACAGGAGCUCAACGAGGAAACCAUGAACAUUCUGCGAUCGCUCCACUCAGGUAUGUGCAUGGAACCUGAGAGCGACGCUGUGGAGGUCGUCAGCCACCUUGAAGAGAUUCUUCACAAGAUGGAAGAAAUUCGGGCUCUGUCAGAGACCUACAUCGAGUAUCAAAAAAUGUUCGACCUGACUCCAGACGACUUCACGAGCCUGUCGAUGACGGAAAAAGAGGUACAGUCCAGGUACGACGUGUGGCUGUCCCUUCGCGACUUCAUUGAGAAAAGCACAGACUGGACAGAUGGGCCCCUGCUAACGGAGGAUGGUGCGACUCGGCUGGAAUUUGAGGUGGUGGGCAGGGAAGUGGAUGAGUACGCCGCCAAAGCAUACAAAAUGGGCAAGGCAAACAAGGAGGAUAGGGUCGUGUACAGACUGAAGGAUUGUAUCGAUGAGUUCAAGAUUGUCAUGCCCGUCGUCGAAGAGCUGAGCAACCCUGCCCUUAAACAACGGCAUUGGGAGGACAUUUUCCACAUCGUGGGAAUGGAAGUUCCCCAGAAGGAGGAUGGUGCCGGGUACGAGCCCUUCUCUGUUGCCGAUUUGAUGGGGCACAAUGUUCUGGGGCGUUUGGAAGAAAUCCAAGUUGUGAACGCAAGCGCAAGCAAAGAAUAUUCCCUCGAGAAGGCAUUGGAGAAGAUGAAGCUGGACUGGGAAGGGGUUGAUUUCCGGGUUGUUGAGUACAAGGAUACGGGAACUUACAUUGUCGGCGGCACUGACGAGAUACAGGCCCUGUUGGAUGACCAGAUCGUUAAAGUGCAGUCCAUGCGCGCGUCGCCUUUCAUUGGUCCCCUCGAGAAAGAAUGCGCAGAAUGGGAUGAUCUGCUGACUACACUGCAAGACAUUUUGGACAACUGGAAUCAAUGCCAGGCCACAUGGCAGUACCUGGAGCCCGUCUUCAGCAGUCCGGACAUCAUGAAACAAAUGCCGGAGGAAGGGGAGAAAUUUCUGCAGGUGGACCAGCUCUGGCGAGAAAUGAUGGAGAGUGCGUACGACAAUCCAUCCUGUCUCGUCAUUGCCCGCGACAAGGAGCGCCUGGCAAAUCUGGAGGAAAACAACCGACUUCUGGAGGAAAUUCAGAAGGGACUCGCUGCUUACCUGGAAGUCAAGCGCAUCGCCUUUCCCAGGUUCUUCUUCUUGUCCAACGACGAAAUGCUGGAGAUCCUGUCGGAAACCAAGGACCCCACAAGAGUGCAGCCCCACCUCAAGAAAUGCUUCGAGGCCAUUGACAAGCUGAGAUUCGAGCCGAACACCGACAUAUCGGGCAUGAUAUCCACGGAGGGUGAACUUGUUCCGAUGAAGACAAAGAUUAGGCCCAAGGACGCAAACGGGGCUGUUGAAAAAUGGCUGUACGAGGUGGAGGCUGGCAUGGUUGAAUCAGUCCAAGAGGUCUGCUGCCAAGGUGUGGAGGCCUACCCCACAAAACCGAGGGCGCAGUGGGUGCUCGAAUGGCCAGGCCAGGUCGUCUUGGUCGUGACGGCGAUUUUCUGGACAUCAGACGUCGCCAACGCGAUCAGGUCUGGGAGGCCCGGUGCGCUUCAGGAAGUGUCCGACGACUGCACGUUGCAGCUGACAGAGAUAGUGGGGCUGGUUCGCGGCGACCUGGCGAAGUUGAACAGGAUGACGCUCAGCGCCCUGGUGGUCAUGGACGUUCACGCGCGAGACGUGGUCGACCGGCUUGCCAAGGAGGGCAUUGAGGGCAACGAGAACCACUUCUCGUGGGUUUGCCAGCUGAGGAUGUACUGGGAGAGCCUUGAUCCCGACGAUCCAGAGAACAAGACGAUCCCUAUUCGCAUGAUGAACUCGUCUGUUGAAUAUGGCUACGAGUACCUCGGGAACUCUUCGCGCCUUGUCGUGACACCCCUCACUGAUCGAUGCUAUCGCACUUUAAUGGGUGCCAUACAUCUCAACCUGGGGGGCGCUCCAGAAGGGCCUGCUGGAACCGGCAAGACCGAGACAACCAAGGAUCUUGCCAAAGCGCUGGCUCGACAGUGCGUUGUUUUCAAUUGCUCUGAUACUCUGGAUUACUUGACGAUGGCAAAAUUUUUCAAGGGCCUCAUCGCGUCUGGAGCGUGGGCCUGCUUUGAUGAGUUCAAUAGGAUUGAUUUGGAGGUCUUGUCGGUUGUCGCGCAACAAGUCCUCGAGAUGCAACUGGCCGUCAAGAACAAAUUGAAGUCCGUUGUUUUCGAAGGGAGUGAGCUCCCGGUCCGCCCGUCAUGCAAUGCCUUCAUCACCAUGAAUCCUGGUUAUGCGGGAAGAUCGGAGCUUCCAGACAACCUGAAGGCGCUGUUUCGCACCGUCGCCAUGAUGGUCCCUGACUACGCGCUGAUAUCCGAGAUCAUCCUAUACUCCAACGGCUAUUUGAAGGCCAGGGACUGUGCGAGGAAAAUCGUUGCCACCUACAGGCUGUGUUCAGAGCAGCUGUCAAGCCAAGACCACUAUGAUUACGGGAUGCGCGCGGUGGUUGCCGUGCUCCGAGCCGCUGGGAAUCUGAAGCGAAAAUACGUGGACGAGGAUGAGUUUGUCUUGUGCUUGCGGUCCAUCGUGGAUGUCAAUCUGUGCAAGUUUUUGAGUCACGACGUCCCCCUCUUUAACGCCAUCGUGUCCGAUCUGUUCCCGGGGGUCGAGGUGCCUCCCGCGGACAAUGGCGACCUCCUGGAUGCCAUAAAAGACAAGUGCGCAAGCGUGAACUUGCAGCCUACUGAGUACUUUGUCAUGAAGGUGAUUCAAUUGUACGAAAUGAUCAUCGUUCGACAUGGGUUAAUGGUCGUGGGACAGCCAUUUUCAGGGAAGACCAGCGCCCUGAAUGUUCUGGCGGGAGCGCUGUCGAGCUUGCACGACAAAGGCAUUCAAGGAACCCUGUUCAACAAAGUGCACACGCGGUGCAUCAACCCAAAGUCGGUCACCAUGGGGCAGCUUUAUGGCGAAAAUGACAAGGCGACUCAGGAAUGGAAGGACGGCGUUUUGGCCGUGUGCUUCCGCCAGCUGGCCUCGGACCAGUCUGAUGACCGCAAGUGGCUCAUACUGGACGGCCCCGUGGACGCCAUAUGGAUUGAGAACAUGAACACAACUCUCGACGACAACAAGAAGUUGUGUUUGCCGAACAGCGAGAUCAUUCAGAUGUCCAACACCAUGUCCUUGAUUUUCGAGGUCGGAGACUUGGCGGUCGCUUCGCCAGCCACUGUAUCCCGUUGCGGCAUGGUCUAUCUCGAGCCACACCAACUGGGUUGGAAGCCAUGCCUCACAUCCUGGCUGGAUACGCUCCCGCGAGCAACCCUGGGUGACCCACUGGUGAAACGCUUGGAGCACCUGUUCCUGUGGAUGAUUCCUCCUUGUCUCAGAUUUGUCAGAAAGGAAGUCAAGGAGACGUCCCCGACAACGGACACGAACUUGGCAAUGACAGCAAUGAAAAUUGUGGCAUCGCUGCUCACCGAAUUUCGCCCGUCCGGGGACGAGGAAGCGCCCCCUCCACCAGAGGGAUAUGAAGAUGUCAUGGAAGGAACGCCAACCGGGCUCGUCGCACCAGUUAUGCCCGAUGAUGCUGGAAGCAACGUCUUCGAUUUUGUGUUCAACAAGACAUCCAAUUCCUGGCAAAAGUGGACGGACACAAUUCCUGAAACCAAGAUUGCAGCUGGCACACAGUUCUCCGACAUAAUUGUACCCACAAAGGAUUCUGCAAGGUACACAUUUCUGCUGGACACGGCUUUGAAGAACAAUCAGCCGCUGCUCAUGGUGGGACCAACGGGGACGGGGAAAUCGGUUUACAUCUGCAGGCAUCUUGUACAGGGUCUCCCAAAAGAUUCCUGGACACCCAUAUUCGUGACAUUUUCAGCUGGGGCCUCUGCAAACAUGACCCAGGAACAGGUAGAUGGACGCUUGGACAAAAGGCGGAAGGGCGUCUACGGGCCCCCAGUCGGGAAGAGGUGUGUGGUGUUUGUCGACGAUCUCAACAUGCCGGCAAAGGAGACGUACGGGGCGCAGCCGGCCGUGGAAUUGCUGCGCCAGUUCAUGGACUACUCCGGUUGGUACGGUCGCGACAACGCCUUCCGACAGAUGAUCGAUGUCCAGUUCAUUGCAGCCAUGGGGCCUCCGGGCGGAGGGAGGACAUUCGUGACUAACCGCUACCUCAGGCACUUCAACACCCUGGCGCUUAGCCAGGUUUCCGAUGAUAUGCUAGCAAUGAUAUUCAAAACAAUUCUGUCCUGGAGCUUGGAAUCUGGGGGGUUUCCAAAGUCUGUAAAGUCCUUGUGUGGGCCCAUCAUUCAAGCGACGUUGGAAAUGUACUCUCGAUCGAUGGAAAAGCUGCUACCGACGCCAAUGAAAUCUCAUUAUGUCUUCAACCUGAGGGACUUCGCCCGCGUCAUUCAAGGCGUCAAUAUGCUGCGCUCCUCGUCCCUUCCUGAAGGCGAUGGAGAUGCACAGGCUGUGUUCAAGCGCCUGUGGGUGCAUGAGGUCUUCCGGGUAUUCUACGAUCGCCUCGUGGAAGACAAAGAUCGGUUAUGGCUCAUAGAUCAGGUCCAGAAGACUGUACGCGACCACCUGGGGGUUGAAUUCGGCAAGUUAAUGUCGACAGUAGCUUCAGACGAGGACACUCCAAUCACCCAUGAAGAUAUGAGGCGGUGCUUCUUUGGCGACUACAUGGAUGUGGACGCCGAGCCGCCGGAGAGAAAGUACCGGGAAAUAUCUGACGUGGACGAGUUGCUAUCUGCCAUGGAGAACUACCUUUUUGACUACAACGCGACCAGCAAGCGCCCUAUGAACCUGGCCAUGUUCCUUUUCGCCGUUGAGCAUGUGUCGCGGAUCUGCCGCAUUCUGAAACAGCCAGGAGGGCAUGCCUUGCUGGUCGGAGUUGGCGGGAGCGGGCGCCAGAGCCUCACCAGGCUGGCAGCCUUCAUAUGCGGAAUGGAAGUCUUCCAGGUAGAAAUCUCGAAGAGCUACGGAAGGGCCGAAUGGAGGGAAGACCUCAAGAGUAUUUUAAAGAAGUCCGGGGGAGAAAUGAAGCAGACCGUUUUCCUCUUUUCCGACACGCAGAUCAAAGACGAGGCUUUCGUUGAAGACAUCAACAAUAUUCUCAAUUCAGGAGAAGUGCCCAACAUGUUUGCCACGGACGAAAAAAUGCAGGUCCUCGAGAUGGUCCGCCCCGCGGCCUCCAAGAAGGGUCUCGAAAGCACCGUCGAGUUGUGGGGCUUCUUCGUCGUCCAAUGCCGGAGCAACCUCCACGUCGUGUUCUGCAUGUCGCCCAUCGGAAACGCCUUCAGAGACAGGUUGCGGCGCAACCCAUCCCUGGUGAAUUGCUGCACUGUGGAUUGGUUCACGAAAUGGCCAACGGACGCCCUGGAAGCUGUGGCGUUCAAAUUCCUGAAAGAAAUGGAUUUGGAGGAAGACCUGAGGAAAAGGCUCGUGGGGUGCUGCAAGUCAAUCCACAAAAAGGCACAGGAAUCUUCGGAGCAAUUCCUGGCAGACCUGGGGCGCCACAAUUACGUGACUCCCACAUCUUACUUGGAACUCAUUUCAAUGUUCCAGUCCCUGCUUCAGACCAAGCGGGAAGAGAACACAGUGCAGAAAGACCGCUACCUUGUCGGCCUUGAAAAAUUGGACAGCAGCGCACAGCAGGUAGCGACGAUGCAAAAGGAUCUUAGAGAGCUGCAGCCGCAGCUUGUUGUCACCGUGGGCGAGGUUGAGGAACUGGUUGAAAAGGUGGCAAAGGAGAAGAAAGAGGUGGUCGAACCGAAGGCGGAGAUUGUGAGGGAAGAGGAGAAGAAGGCGCAGGCGAAAGCCGACGAAGCGAAAGCUAUCAAGGACGAGUGCGAGGGCGAGCUUGCGGAGGCAAUUCCCAUCUUGGAGAAGGCGCUUGCCGCGCUGGACACCAUAAAGGAGGCAGACAUCACGUACAUAAAGAAACUCGGUAACCCUCCAGGGGCAAUCAAGCUUGUCCUCGAGUGCGUGUGCGUCAUUUUGGAUGUGAAGCCAUCAAAGAUAAAGGACGACACCGGCAAAAUGGUUCCGGACUACUGGAAGCCGUCCGUGGCCUUGAUGAACGAAAAGGACUUCCUUCAAAAGCUGAAGAACUACGACAAGGACAACAUCCCUCCGAAGAUCAUCGAAAAGAUCCGCAGCACGUACAUAUCAAACGAGGCGUUCACGCCCGAGAAUGCCAAGAAGGCGUCGCCAGCCGCGGAGGGCAUGUGCCAAUGGGUGCACGCGAUGUCGUCGUACGACAGAGUUGCGAAGGUUGUGGCCCCCAAGAAAGCAGCGCUGAAAGAGGCCGAGGGACAGUACGAAGAGGUCAUGGUCGGCUUGAGGGCCAAGCAGGCUGAGCUCAAGGAAACGAUGGACAAGUUGUUCGCCAUGGAGACGGAUCUCGAGCAGAACACGAAGAAAAAGGAGCAGCUGGAAGCGGAGGUGGAGCUUUGCUCGGUGAAGCUUGAGAGGGCAGAACAGCUGAUUGGGGGGCUGAGCGGGGAGAAGUCGAGAUGGACUCAGACGGCAGAAAAUCUUGCAGAGGCUUAUGUGAACCUGACUGGGGACAUGAUGAUUUCUGCAGCGAUUGUUGCAUACCUUGGUGCUUUCACUGCAUCUUACAGGCAAAGAAUCAUACUGGAGUUCGUGCAACUGUGCAAGGCUCAGGAGAUUCCGCACAGCCUAAAUUUUUCAAUGACCGCGGUGUUGGGCGACCAAGUGAAGAUACGAGAGUGGAUGAUCAAUGGGCUUCCAAAUGACACUUUCUCAAUUGAGAACGGAAUCAUAGUUUACAACGCCCGGAGGUGGCCCCUGAUGAUCGACCCUCAGGGACAGGCCAACAAGUGGAUCAAAAACCUCGAGAGAGCAUCCAACCUGCAGGUGAUUAAGCUGUCGCAGGGGGGCGAGUACAUAAGAACACUGGAGAACGCCAUUCAGUUCGGUCUGGCUGUUCUCCUAGAAAAUGUGGGCGAGGAGCUGGACCCUUCGUUGGAGCCCCUUCUGUUGAAACAGAUCUUCAAGUCCGGAGGGGUGGACUGCAUCCGCCUGGGAGACUCAACCAUCGAGUACUCCAGCGACUUUCGAUUCUACAUAACCACGAAGAUGCGGAAUCCGCACUACCUUCCCGAGACGGCCGUGAAAGUGACUCUCCUCAAUUUCAUGAUCACGCCAGCUGGCCUUGGGGACCAGAUGCUGGGGUUCGUCGUCGCGACGGAGCGGCCGGACCUCGAGGAGCAAAGGAACGAGCUUGUGGUGCAGAGCGCCACGAACCAGAAGAAGCUCAAGGAAAUCGAGGACAAAAUCCUGCAGGUGCUGUCGUCCUCGGAGGGCAACAUACUGGAGGACGAAACCGCGAUUCAGAUCAUCACGGAGGCCAAAGUCCUGGGAAACGACAUUGCCGAGAAGCAAAAGCUCGCCGAGGUCACGGAACAGGAGAUAGAGCACGCAAGGACGGGGUACAAACCCUGCGGGGCGUUUGCCGCCAUACUGUUCUUCUGCAUAUCAGACCUUGCGAACGUGGACCCCAUGUACCAGUACUCCCUGACGUGGUUCGUGAACCUCUUCAUUGCUUCGUUGCUCGCGUCCGAGCAGUCGGGCGACCUGGCUCAAAGAUUGUCCAACAUCCGCGACCACUUCACGUACUCCCUGUUCUGCAACGUGUGCCGGUCGCUGUUUGAGAAGGACAAGCUCCUGUUUUCGUUCCUCCUUUGCGUGAGGAUAUUGGAGAGCGAGGGGAAGAUUGACAUGGAAGAAUGGGGGUUCCUGUUGACGGGAGGAAUGAGCGAUGGGAGGAACCCGCCAAACCCUGCGUCUGAUUGGCUGGUGGACAAAUCCUGGAGGGAGAUUUGCACCCUCAGCAAACUUCAGUCCUUCUCCGGACUAUCGGAUGGGUUUCAAAAGGACGUGGAGUAUUGGAAUGGGAUGUACGACAGCCUGGAGCCGCACAAUGUGGCAUUCCCCCCGCCGUUCGAUGAGCUCGAGAGUUUUCGAAAGCUCCUCAUCGUGCGGUGCAUCAGACCUGACAAAGUGGUCAUUGCCGUGCAAGACUUUGUCGAUCGGACUCUCGGCAGGCGGUUUGUAGAGCCUCCGCCCUUCGACCUUAGGGCGUGCUACAGGGAUUCGACUCCCACCAUGCCUCUGAUCUUUGUCCUGUCCCCAGGGUCUGAUCCCACAGCGGCUCUCCUGCAGUUUGCAGCGGAAAACGACAUGGAUGGCAGACUGCAUGCCAUAUCGUUGGGCCAAGGGCAGGGGCCGAAGGCGGCGGUCAUGAUCGCCGAGGGCUUGGAAAGCGGCCAUUGGGUGGUCCUGCAGAACUGCCACUUGGCGCCUUCCUGGAUGCCUGCUCUCGACAAGAUUUGCGAGGACAUGGAUCCCGACACUGUGAACUCAGACUUCAGGCUGUGGAUGACCAGCUACCCAUCCCCAAAGUUCCCCGUCAGCAUCUUGCAGAAUGGCAUCAAGAUGACCAACGAGCCUCCGAAGGGCAUUCGAGCCAACAUGAAGCGGUCCUACAUGCUGGAGCCUUUGGCGAAUGACGAAUUCUUUGAGGGGUCUUUGCGGCCAAUCCAAUUCAAGACUCUUGUGUUCGGUCUCGUUUUCUUUCAUGCAGUUGUGCAAGAGCGCCGAAAAUUUGGCCCGCUAGGGUGGAACAUACCUUACGGUUUUGACGACGGCGAUCAACGCAUCAGCGUCCAACAGCUGCGCAUGUUCAUCGACGAGAACGAGGAGGUGCCAUUCGACGCGCUGCGGUACGUCACGGGCGAGUGCAACUACGGCGGCCGGGUUACCGACGACAAAGACCGCCUGCUGCUCAACAGCACCCUCAACAACUGCUACUGCCCCGCUAUGAUCGACACCGAGGGAUACAAGCUCUCCCCGUCGGGCCUGUAUUACGCCAUGACACCCGGCGAUCGGCAGUCGUACAUUCAAUACAUCGAGUCCCUGCCAAUGAUCCCCCUCCCCGAAGCAUUUGGUCUGCACGAGAACGCAGACAUCACCAAGGACCAAAACGAAACGGCGAGGAUCUUCUCGUCGCUCAUAUCCCUGGGCGGCUCAGGAGGCGGGGGUUCAGGGGGGGCGGGAACGGAAGACCGUGUGGGAAUGGCCGUCAGGGAGUGUCUUCAGAGGCUGCCACCAAAUUACGAUAUCGAGGCCGUGCAGCGCAAAUAUCCCGUGAGGUACGACGACAGCAUGAACACGGUGCUGGCGCAAGAGAUGACCCGCUUCAACAAGCUGCUCAGCGUCAUCAAGGCUUCUCUUAAGGACAUCGACCUCGCGAUCCAAGGCCUGCUCGUCAUGUCCGCUGAGCUGGAGGCCGCGUUCCGGAGCAUCGCCAUCAACGAGGUGCCCGACCUGUGGAAGAAGGCUUCCUACCCGUCCCUCAAGAGUCUGGGGUCUUACCUGCAGGACCUGUACAGGCGGCUCGCAAUGCUGCAAAAGUGGUACGACCACGGCAUCCCGCCCAUUGCCUGGAUAUCUGGCUUCUUCUUCGUGCAGUCGUUCCUGACGGCCGCGCUGCAAAAUUACGCCCGGAAGCACAGAAUCCCCAUCGACACGGUUGAGUACGAUUUCGAAAUGCUGAGCAUGGACGAGGAGGAGUACACGAGCCCACCGGACGAGGGCGUGUUUGUGUACGGGCUGUUCUUGGAGGGCUGCGGGUGGGAUCCAGAAGCCAAGCGGCUGUGCGAGUCCAAGCCCAAGAUGCUGUUCGUGCGGUCGCCGUGCAUGUGGCUGAAGCCCAAGCGGUGUGACCAAGAGGUCGCCUACAAGCACUACAGCUGCCCGGUGUACCGGACGGCGGAGAGGAGGGGCGUCCUGGCGACCACGGGGCACUCCACGAACUUCGUCAUGUUCGUCAAGCUGCCCACCGACUGGGAGCCUAGCCACUGGAUCAUGCGCGGCGUCGCCAUGCUCAGUCAAUUGACAGACUGA
Messenger RNA from Ostreobium quekettii, 10542 nucleotides. NCBI's taxonomy places the organism in Eukaryota, Viridiplantae, Chlorophyta, Ulvophyceae, Bryopsidales, Ostreobiaceae. The record is from the annotation of a GenBank genome assembly.